This is a messenger RNA of Diabrotica virgifera virgifera (western corn rootworm), 1367 nucleotides long. Its product is annotated as zinc finger protein 271-like. NCBI's taxonomy places the organism in Eukaryota, Metazoa, Arthropoda, Insecta, Coleoptera, Chrysomelidae. The transcript has 2 exons. The coding region runs from base 97 to 939 and encodes 280 amino acids. The record is from RefSeq and is a predicted model, not a curated record. Gene Ontology annotation, biological process: regulation of transcription by RNA polymerase II. Gene Ontology annotation, molecular function: DNA-binding transcription factor activity; RNA polymerase II cis-regulatory region sequence-specific DNA binding.
GUGGCCACAGGUGGCGCGUGAAAUUACAGAACCAAAACAAAACAGUGAAAAAUGAAAUAAAAAGUGAAUAAAAAUAGCAUUCAUUACACGAGUAUAAUGGAUAUUAAGGUAGAAAUUAAGGAAGAACUUGAGCAAUAUGAUAAUGGAUUUAGUAGUGAAGACGUACCAUAUAAUAUGCAGAGUGGGGUAUCCACAGAAGAUAUAAAAGAUGUUAAAAAGGAAACACAGCAAGAUGAUUCAGGUUUUCCCGAAAUCAACAAUAAAACGGAAAUUACAAAGACAUCACCUAAACGCUCAUACGACAAACAACAACCAAUAAGUCAACAUGCCAAAGAAACCAUAAUACAACAAAAACCAUACAAGUGUGAAAUUUGCUUGAAACAAUUCACUACAGCUGGUCACGUAAAGAUACAUUUGAGAAUACAUGCGGGGGAAAAACCUUACAAGUGUGAAAUAUGUCUUGGGCAGUUUUCCCAGAAAAGUUAUUUGAAAAAACAUAAGAAAGUACACACUGGAGAAAAGGGCUACAAGUGUAACAUUUGCUGUAAGACAUAUACGUCAGCAGAUAAUUUGAAGAAGCACUUGCGAGCACAUACUGGUGAAAAACCUUUCGAAUGUGACAUUUGUAGUAAGCCAUUCAUUGCUGCAUGUGAUUUGAAAAGGCACUUGCGAACACAUACUGGGGAAAAACCUUAUAAGUGCGACCUUUGUCCAGUGCAAUUUUCUCAGCAAAGCCAUUUGAUAAGGCAUAAGAAAGGACACAGUGGAGAGAAGAAUCACAAGUGUGAAAUUUGCUGUAAGCGGUUUGUUGCAGCUGAUAAAUUGAAAACACACUUGCGAACACAUACUGGGGAAAAACCUUACAAGUGUGAAAUUUGUCUAAGGCAGUUUUCACUUCAAGGCAAUUUAAUAACGCAUAAAAAAGUACAUAGGGAGUAAAAACGUUAUAUACAGUAACCGCCACCUUCUUAGUAGACACAUAGGAACAUUGAGCUAUUACAAUCCAGGGCCUAGAUUCCGUGCACUGUAGAUAUCUACAUGUCGCUUUCUAUCGAUAUUUGAAUAUCAAAAUAUUUGAAUUUUUAGCUUUAAUUGAAUUAUUUUCUAGUUUUGCUAGGUUAUACUCUAAUUGAUAAACUAGAGCAAAACUAGAAAAUAAUUCAAUUAAAGCUAAAAAUUCAUAUAUUUUGAUAUUCAAAUAUCGAUAGAAAGCGACAUGUAGAUAUCUACAGUGCACGGAAUCUAGGCCCUGGACUCUUCACUUAUUGCAAUGUUUAUUUUAAUGUCUAGUGACGUUUAGAACGUCAGAAAAUGUACAGAAACUGAAUAUUAACAUAUAAACUUGACAAUAGAUCAGCUGUAUUUGA